AUGGCGAAGCCCAGAGGCAACAAGACGGCGCCCGUCUCUCGAGGACUUCUGGUUGCCUUUUUGGUGCUGACGAUUCUCACCACUGGCUUCGCCGCUGUCUCCUCAGUCUGGGCCUGGGAAUGGUCCGAGUCGGGAGAAGGGACGUGGGACACUAGCAUUGCAUCGUUCGCCACGAGUAUCUCCAUGACCAUCUGGUCCAUCAUACCCGGAACCAUCAUCCCUUCCUUGGAUUUGGAUCACCGUCUAAGCAACAAGGGUCGUCUGUCUGCCUGGCUGAUUCACAUUGGUACGUGGCUUGUUCUGCACAAAGCUGAAGGUGCAGGUGCGCUGACACGACAUCUUGUUCCACUUCGUCAACAGUCGUCAGUGUCUUCAUCCUGAUCGCUUUCAUCGGUGGCACUGCUGCGAAGGCUGCAGCUCUCAACAGACUGGAGGACAGAUACAACAGCUACGGAUUUCCCCGCUACUACAACUACCGCUUUCAAAACACCUUUCAAUUCCCCUUCUGGCUCGUUGCUAUUGUGCUGCAGGUUGUAACAUUGAGUAGUGAGUUUGUUUGUCGUUUGAGCGCACAGAAGAGAGGACCGUCGACCUGAUCCUCCUCACCCUGUUCACUUUGGCUUGGCAGUCGCUUGCAUCUACCUUCGCAAAUUCAUCACCGCUCGCAAGGCCAUCGAGCCCGCGAAGGUGGAUGGAUGGAAUGAGCUGACUCGUCGCGACUCGACGGCAAAGAGUGAGAUCGAUCACACGCAGGCGUGA
Molecule: messenger RNA, 759 nt
Organism: Ceraceosorus bombacis
Lineage: Eukaryota; Fungi; Basidiomycota; Exobasidiomycetes; Ceraceosorales; Ceraceosoraceae
Source: the annotation of a GenBank genome assembly